This is a messenger RNA of Linum trigynum, 876 nucleotides long. The record is from the annotation of a GenBank genome assembly. Lineage: Eukaryota; Viridiplantae; Streptophyta; Magnoliopsida; Malpighiales; Linaceae.
GUAGGGUGAAGGUCGAUUGAGGUACAAACGCUGUGAGUAGCGUAGGGUGAAGGUCGACUGAGGUACUUGCGCAACAGAAGCAAAGAGUGAAGGUUGAUGUCGAGGGGGCGAAGCGAUAGGUGCGCGGGGCACAACAGGCUAGCGCGAGAACGCGACCGGAGCCUGUCCGUCAGAGGGUGGUAUCGUAUGCGGAUGCCCACAAUUGGUUCGAGAGAGUUGCAAUACAUUCUGUGGAGAGAAGCAUUCUUCACCAGCACGAGGACGUGCUGCAUUAUGAGUGGUGGAGAAUGUCACGACCCGAAAUGUCGUGACCGUGUUGAUCGUCUGAAGAACGCUGCCAUCUGGUUGUCUUGCCACGAGAAGGGUAAAGGGGGAGACAUUAGCGAUAAGGCAUUGUCUGCCUGUGCAUUGCAUCUGGCCGAGUCAAGAUGUGGCUAUGAAAGGGAUCGUUGCAAGAGAAGGCACAACUGGUCGGAGGCUAUUGCCGUCUCCCUGAUGAGCCCAAGGCAGGGCGAAACCAGUUGGCAUACGUAUGCAGAGAGGCUGGUCUUCAGGAAUGAGUGCACCUCAAGACGCCGCACGGACUUCGGAAGUCUAUGUCCGUGACAGAGCUCCCUGGACUUUUCACACGGCCACAAGGGGUCCCCUACACGGCCAGUGUGGCUUGCCCAUGCAAUUUGGUGUCACACGGCCAGGUCACACGGCCGUGUGGGUUUUUAGGCAUGUUCGUGUGGCUUCCUCAGCUUCUCGCCAAACGUCCAAUCUUCAUCCAAUCGACCCCGAAAUCGUUCCCAAACCUUCAUUCACGUACUAGGACCUAAUAUAUCACAAACAAAAACAACCUAGCGUGAAACGACAUAAAACAAGAAAAAUACG